Molecule: messenger RNA, 928 nt
Organism: Owenia fusiformis
Lineage: Eukaryota; Metazoa; Annelida; Polychaeta; Sabellida; Oweniidae
Source: the annotation of a GenBank genome assembly
AUUGGUCGAAACAUUCCGAUCUGAAGGUCAGACUGGUGGUCAAAGUUCACUUACAAAAAUAAACAUGGUGCUCAGAGUGUACUAUGAUUUGAUGUCCCAACCUUGUCGGGCAAUUGUGAUGUUUCUGAAGUUGAAUCACAUUCCAUAUGAAGACAAAAUAGUUGCACUAAGGAAAGGUGAACAUUUUGAGGAGCCAUUUACAAAGCUGAACCCAUUCCAGAGAGUGCCUGUUAUAGAUGAUGAUGGCUUUGUUUUGACUGAGAGUGUGUCUAUCUUAAAGUACCUAUGUAGGAAAUAUAAACUUGCCGACCACUGGUAUCCCCAAGAGCUAAAGAAACAAGCUAGAUGUGAUGAAUACUUAAACUGGCAGCACUGGAAUACAAGAAUGAAUGCAGCCAUGGUGUUCAGAACUAUUGCUAUAGACACUAGGAUGACGGGUAAGCCUGUAGACACAGAGAAACUAAAGAUGCAUCGCCACCAACUUGAAACUACGCUAGAUUUUCUUGAAAAUGUGUACUUAAAAAGAGGGCGCUUUCUUACAGGAGAUGAAAUAAGCAUUGCAGAUAUCCUUGGAGUGUGUGAGUUGAUGCAGCCAUAUAUUAUCGGCCAAGAUGUUCGGGAUAAUCGACCACGUCUGAAACAGUGGAUGAAUGGAACCAUAGAGAGGCUCCAGCCUCAUUUUGAUGAUACGCACAAAGUGAUAAUGAAAGCAAGAGAAAAAUAUCUAAAGAGCCAAGCAAAAUUGUAAACAUGGAUGGCAUACCAUGGACACCGAUGUCAUGGUGUGGGUAUUAAUAGGAAAACGGGUUUCCAUCAGCCUUCCCUAGGGAGGCUUUGAGACUAAUUCCAAUUGUUUCCAAUGUACAGGGUGAUCCAAAAAAGGUAACCAAACAAAUGUUAAUAAUUCAGUCAACCAAAGAGGGUUUAA